AUAAAAUAAAAUAAAAUCCAACGCUGUUUCCAAAACCCCAAAACCUUUCCCCCUUUCCACCGUUGCUCCCGCGAUUCUCCGACGACCGUUUCGAAGCCCACGGAAUUCUCUCGCUACCCUCCGAUUGAUGAGCAUCAGCUCGAAAUGGCCACAUCUCAAGUCCCUCCGUCCGUCCCCUGGCACUUCACGGAGCUCGACGAUCGCCUCUUCCAAAUCCGCGGCCGAACUUUUUUCUUUGUCGCCGUUUUAUUCGCCGUCAUCCUUCUCGUAACUUUUAUUUUCCUUUACGCCCGUUGGGUCUGCCGAUUCCACCAACUCACCACCUUUUCCGCCUCCCUUCCCGUCCGCCGGCAGCCGAGGUCGCCGCCGCAGCAGCAGGGGCUCGGCGCCACGGCGAUUAACUCCCUUCCGAUCACUCUGUAUAAGGCACCGGCUGCGGAAGAGGAUCCGCCCGCGGCCGCAAGCGAUGCAGGGGAGUGUUCCAUUUGCUUGGGCGUGUUUGAAGAUGGGGAGAAGGUGAAGAUUCUGCCGCCAUGCCGUCAUUGUUACCAUUCUGAGUGCGUGGACCGGUGGCUCCGUUCGCACUCGAGCUGCCCGCUUUGCCGUGUAUCUCUCUGUAUUGAUCCGUCGAACAAUCUUGAAAUGGUUUGA
This is a messenger RNA of Cucumis melo (muskmelon), 651 nucleotides long. RefSeq names its product RING-H2 finger protein ATL66. The coding region runs from base 145 to 651 and encodes 168 amino acids. Gene Ontology annotation, biological process: protein ubiquitination. Lineage: Eukaryota; Viridiplantae; Streptophyta; Magnoliopsida; Cucurbitales; Cucurbitaceae. The record is from RefSeq and is a predicted model, not a curated record. The transcript has a single exon.